CCUUUACCUUUUUUUGUGUGUUUUUUUUAUAACAAACAACAUUUUAUGUUUUAUAACAAAAGCACACUACAAUACAGUCAGGCUCACUUAGCACACAGGAGGAGAAGGGAGUGACCACUUUUUUUAGUUCUUAUAAGUAAUCUUGUAUUCGUCGGUUCUUGCUCUUUGUCCUUUUGAAUUUAUAUUUGAGCGCUUCUGCCUGUCUAUGCAUCCAUGCACUCUGCGGCGAAAGGGAAUUAAGUAUAAGUUCCAAUUUGGAUAUAACAAUUUUUAGAAGUAAAACCAAAAAAUAUUAAGAGACAUGUUCUUCAUAAAGUACCGCGACAAGAAGAGGCUUGCGGAGGCUGCAAGAUCCGGGCAGCACCGCCGCGGUCGACCACUUCAUAUGAAGCGCGAUGCAGAGCAAUCGAAGGGACCCCUCAGCCGCGUUACAUCGCUGAUAAUAGCAGCGAUGCUGCUGCAGCGCCGAAUCAGUUCGCCGCAGAAUGUCGUCUCUCCCGAUGCCACUUGCGACGCAUCGAUGAAGAUUGAAUACUGUUACGAUAGCGCGAAAACGAACAAGGGUGCGCCAGAAGGAGGAACAGAUUGGGUGCUGCUAGGGUCAUCCCCCUUCAGGCGCUGCUGGACUGAUGAUGUACACGCGUCUCUGAGUGCCUUUUUUGGAGCAGCAGGCAGCGCCAUUAGCUUCAGCCUCGAGGUUCCUGUUGUGGCUGCACAACUGAAUAUUACCGUCCUUAGCAACACCGGCACCGCGGAGACACAGGCGCCCACUAAGUCUACGGAGACGACAGUGCAGACAACAACAGGUCCCGUAGUCGGAUACCUCGACAAGCCUUCGCUGCCAGGGCAUGAAAUGCAUCUUUGUUGCAAGUACUUACCUAUGUGUUCAGUAGCCAACAAAAUGCAUCUUUGUUGCAAGUACUUACCUUGUUCAAAGCAAGAACUAGAACUAAUAGAUGCCUUAUAAUGCAUCUUUGUUGCAAGUACUUAGUAAGUAGGACUUUGUUGUAAGUACCACUUACCUUGGGCAAACCAGGGCACAAAAUGCAUCUUUGUGGCAAGUACUUACCUAUGUGUUCAGUAGCCAACAAAAUGCAUCUUUGUUGAAAGUAAUUUAUUACCUAUACCUUGUUCAAACCAAAAAUAUUUAUGACAUAAAAGCAUUGAAUUCAAAUUGCUUGUUUGAAUUGAGAGUGUAAAUAUGAUUUUGGUCUCCUUCGGUUUGUUGUAUCAUCAUCGUUAUUCCGUCUCGGCCGUGCUUUCGCGUCGUAAUUUCACCUCCACGUCGUUUACUGAGAAUGCAUAGGAAAUUUGUUUUUGCGAUUUUCAUCAAAAAUUCAUCGUGAUCCAGCUACAACGACCUGUCACCCCGCUCCCGCGACCCUGAAAGCCAGUUUGGCUAUAACGGGUUCAAAGUCACCGUCCCAGUUGCACGAAAUGCAUCUGCUCUAGUUGAUGCCGGUUGCUCUAGCCCAAGCGAAGAUGAGCCCCUGAACUUUCCACGAGAGUUCACUAAAGAAUUUGCUGCCUGCGAUUUUUGCGCGUGCCUGUGGUACUACGGCGCGCCAGCGAGACAACGCUGCUGUUCCGUAAAGGAGUUUGGCAUGGCGGGAGUGGAUCCCGACACCGGAUGGGAAUACUGCACAGAGCUAUAUCACGUGUACAUUUGUUGGAUGUCUGUAUAAGCGAAAAAAUGUUCUUAAGUUCUUGAUUCACCUAGUUUUUUGCUGUGACUGUGAGGGCAAGAAGAAUGACAUGAUUAUGAUAAGGAUGAGAAGCAUUUUUUGGGAUGGCACACCUGCAACUCGGAAGGUGUCAUCGAGAUCGAUUUUCAUUUUCUCACCCUUUUCAAUGAUUAUACCUCACUCUAACAUCGCCCUCCUCGCGCUUCGCCGAGCUUCAAUUUCCAUCUUUCCUUUUCUUUCUCUCUCUUCUCAUAACAGAAUCACCGACUUCAGGCUUGAAUCGGCAUCCGGCGACAACAGUAUCCACAUUUGCGAACUAUUCUAUGACAUUUACCCGUUUCAAGCGCUUUCCAAUAGCCGACGACUGCAUUCGGCCAACCCAGCGCUCUCGUUGUCUCUUGUCAUUUUGUACCUUGCGUGGCUCCUGUGCACUACUAGUGGGCCGCCGCUUCGCCAUGCUUCAGAUUCAUCGAGAACGAAUUCGAACUCUUCGCUGCGAGUAAAAAAAGACACUGACACAUGGACAACGAGAAGUUAUGUCUGCAAACCAGUUUAGAAAAGACUCCUGGACACCGGACCGCGCAUCGACGACGCCGACAAAGCGGAAACGUUUCAGAUGGAGUGCCAGCGCUUGCAGUUGCCGAGGGUCAGGCGUCACCGCGAGUAUCAGUGGCCAAGCUCGUGAGGCGAUCCCCGACGUCGAGUCGUAGGCUCUUUGCCGGCGAAAAUGCUCAUGAUAGGCACAAAAAUGAGCCUUGCUCACAUCCUAGAGGCAGGAAAGCUUCUUGUCAAGAUAAAUCUUCGUCAAAUUUCCUUCAUAACUACACACCCGUUCUAUUCCGGAUUCUUCUCCACAACAAAAGACCCACCUCUCCUUGACGUACGACUACACUAGACCGUGG
Amoebophrya sp. A25 is the source of this 2587-nucleotide messenger RNA. Lineage: Eukaryota; Dinophyceae; Syndiniales; Amoebophryaceae. The record is from the annotation of a GenBank genome assembly.